This is a messenger RNA of Gadus macrocephalus (Pacific cod), 5147 nucleotides long. It is a transcript of the gene grk5l, whose product is annotated as G protein-coupled receptor kinase 5 like. Gene Ontology annotation, cellular component: cytoplasm. Gene Ontology annotation, molecular function: G protein-coupled receptor kinase activity; ATP binding. Lineage: Eukaryota; Metazoa; Chordata; Actinopteri; Gadiformes; Gadidae. The record is from RefSeq and is a predicted model, not a curated record. Gene Ontology annotation, biological process: signal transduction; regulation of signal transduction; protein phosphorylation.
CAGUAGUUUACCAUCAAUCCAAAGGGCAAAAAAAUAACUGCAAAACGCCCAGCCCAUUCUGAUUACGCACUGAAAGUAGGCUGAGAGAGGAGCCUGCAUUGUAGCGUUAUCCUGGUCCACCGCAACGCAAUUUCCGUUAUCUUCCCACGAGCUGUGUACGCUAGUUUUAACGGACCCUGCCUGGAGUGAGAUGAAAAAGAAUAACGACCAAUGAAUAUCAAUAUGAAGUUCUUACGACAAAUGGCACAAUGUUCUCCCAAACAAACAACGGAUACUGGAAGUCCCACCCGUUCCCGCCGCCAACCCUGUCUAACGGAAAGUCCCGCCCCCUCUUGCCGAUAACGCUCAUUCGGCGCACCCCGGCUCAGGCGUUCCGUCGUGAGAAGAGAACGCCUGGGAACGAGGUUACACCGAAAGGGGGAGCGCCAUUGCAUGGAUAUUCUCUCCGUUGCACUGAGCCACUACCGCCAGCCCCUACAGCUCCGACCAGCAGUAGCAGCCCAGUGUUCCGCUCUUGUCCAACGCGUUAUCAGACAAAAACGUUAUAGGCUUCCGCUGAUGGGGCAGAUUGAAAUAUUCAUCUUUACGCGUAUUUGAGAUUAAUUCACGUAUGGAACGGCCUUGGAAGAGAGUAGAGAUGCAGCGCUGCUCCGAGAGCUCCCCACGAGAACCAUACUGGGCUUUCAUGACAAGCAAUCCUAUGAUAUCCUGUGUGUUCCAUACGACUAUGAUAUGAGUAACAUCUGGUCGUGUACGGACGAGGAGUAACGCAACCGCACGUUACGACGUGAAGGACAUUGUGGUUUUCUCUGCAGACGUUUGCGUGAGGAAAGCUCAUUUUGGAUUUGUGAUGGAGCUGGAGAACAUAGUAGCCAACACUGUACUGCUGAAGGCGAGAGAGGGUGGAGGCGGGAAGCGGAAGGGGCGGAGUAAAAAGUGGAAGGAGAUCCUGCGGUUCCCGUACAUCAGCCAGUGUGCAGAGCUGGGGUCCACCCUGGACCGGGACUACGUGAGCCUGUGUGAGAAGCAGCCAAUCGGGCUGCUCUUCCGACAGUACUGUGAGACCAGACCAACGCUGAUGAGAUGCAUCCAUCUACUGGACGCCAUGGAGGACUACGAGGUCGCGCCCGAUGAGAAGCGCAAAAGCCGAGGGGACCAGAUCAUCAAGAAGUUCCUCUCCAUAGAUUCGACAGAGUGCGUGGACGUGGCGAAGAUCUACGCCGACCAGUGCAGCGAGAAUCUCGAGUUGAGUCCCUGUAAAGAGAUCUUCAGCGACUGUCACAAAACCCUUCAUGACUACCUAAGCGGUGACCCCUUCUCCGACUACCAGAACAGCAUGUACUUCGACCGCUUCCUGCAGUGGAAGAUGCUGGAGAGGCAACCGAUCACCAAGGAUACGUUCAGGCAGUACCGGGUCCUGGGGAAGGGGGGGUUUGGAGAGGUGUGCGCCUGCCAGGUGAGGGCCACGGGGAAGAUGUACGCCUGCAAGAAGCUGGAGAAGAAGAGGAUCAAGAAGAGGAAAGGGGAGUCCAUGGCGCUGAACGAGAAGCAGAUCCUGGAGAAGGUCAACAGCCGCUUUGUGGUGAGUUUAGCAUACUCGUACGAGACCAAAGACGCUCUGUGUCUGGUGCUGACCAUCAUGAACGGCGGCGACCUGAAGUUCCACAUCUACAACAUGGGCACGCCGGGCUUCGAGAAGGACCGGGUGCAGUUCUACGCGGCUCAGAUCUGCUGUGGCCUCGCCCUGCACAGGGAGUCCAUCGUGUACAGGGAUCUGAAACCAGAGAACAUCCUCUUGGAUGACAACGGUCACAUCCGCAUCUCAGACCUGGGGCUGGCCAUCAAAGUGCCUGAAGGAGAGAUGAUCCGGGGCCGCGUGGGCACGGUGGGCUACAUGGCGCCGGAGGUGAUCAACAACGAGAAGUACGGGAUGAGCCCGGACUGGUGGGGGCUGGGCUGCCUGGUGUACGAGAUGACCGCCGGGAGGUCUCCGUUCCGGGCGCGCAAGGAGCGGGUGAAGCGCGAGGAGGUGGAGAGGAGGGUGCAGGAAGAGGAGGAGGAGUACAGCGACAAGUUCACCGAGGACACCAAGGCCGUCUGUAGGAUGCUUUUGACCAAAGACCCGAAGCAGAGGCUAGGGUGCCAGGCGGACGGGUCAGCAGGCGCCAAGGCCAACCCCUUCUUCAAGAACACCAACUUCAAACGCCUGGAGGCCGGGAUCCUGGACCCGUCCUUUGUGCCCGACCCCCGUGCGGUCUACUGUAAGGACGUUCUGGACAUAGAGCAGUUCUCCACCGUGAAGGGCGUCAACCUGGACCGCACCGACAACGACUUCUACUCCAAGUUCGCCACCGGAAGCGUGUCCAUCCCCUGGCAGAACGAGAUGAUCGAGACAGAGUGCUUCAGCGAUCUGAACGUCUUCGGCCCCCACGGGACCAGACCCCCAGACCUGGACUACCACCCCCCGGAGCCCCCGAGACGCAGCGUGCUGGACAGGCUGUUGAGGAGGCAUAUCCCCGAGGUGUCCAUUGCCAACAGGCGCGUGCAGUCUUCCAGCGUAAACUCUGUGGACUCCAUGUCCCACUCUGCCCCCUAGUGGUAUGGCAACCGCUCGGAGCCCCAUACACACACACACACACACACACACACACACACACACACACACACACACACACACACACACACACACACACACACACACACACAUACAUGUACACACAUAAGGAGGGAGGGAGCCCCCGGUUUACAUUGGGGGGGUCGGACCAGAAGCUCCCAGACCACGUUCCUUCAGCCAAACGGUCCAACGGAAGAAAAGUUGACACUCAUCGUUGACACUCAUCGGGGGGGGCGGGGGGGGGGGGAUGGGGGGCCUUAAGACCCUCAGAGCUGGGGGGGGAGGGGGAUUGUUUGGCUGCACCACAAAGCCACUUAUGGUCAUGAAAACAGGAACGGAAACAUAUAAAGACAUGCUUACAUUCAGGGGAUGUGUUGUGUGAGAAAGACCACCACGGGAGGGCGAUCGGAGCGUAUUGGGUAGUCUGGCUCCGUUUUUAUUUCUGGAAAAGUCCCGUCAUCCUUUACAGUUCACAGUCUCUUCCUCUCUCUGACCCCGAUCGCUGGCGUCGGCUAUAUAUAUAUACGCCGUUCCCGGUUCACCCCUCGGCCCUCGCCCUCUGCUAUGACUUUUCACCCGUUUUUAAUUCCUUGUUCCGUGCCUGUUCCACCCCCCCCCCCCACCCCCCCAUACCCCCCACCCCCCCAUACCCCCCACCCCCCCCCUUCCCCCCAAUACAUCCAUACCUCAGACUACUCGUAAACAUUCACAUGAAGUUCCUCCUUCUUAGAACAUGUCCACCACCAUCGCCCCCCGAACACACAAUGUACAAUGCCUUCCUGCACCCUCUCAGGGCCCAGAUUGAGGCCCAAUCCCAUUUCUACCCCUUACCCCUUCAAAACAAGGGGGAGGGGGAAGGGGUAAGGGGUAGAAAUGGGAUUUGGCCUCGUUAGUCCACGUCAUUAGAGGUUCUGUCGCUGUGUCACGCCACAGACCUAGGGACGGUUCCCCCCCCCCCCCCCCCCCCCCCCUGGAUCAGAACGUGGGACUGUUUGGAUCAAUGAUCUAUAAUUCUAUAUAUACAUAUACAUUCUCUAAAUAUGAGCCUGCAGACAUAUCAUCGUACCCGCUUAAAGCACAUACACACACAUACACACACGAUUACUAAGAACUGUGUUGUGCUAUCUUUGCAUGGACAAGUUAACGAGAGAGGUAUACCACCUUCUGCGUCUGCAUACCUCAUUCCACUGAUGUUACCAUUGUAUGCUGACCCUCCCCAUCCCAUUUCCCCCCCCCCCCCCCCCCCCCCCCCCCACGUCUCUGUAUAUGUGAGAUCGUGUUGACUGACUCUGAGAUCGCGAUGCUGUAUGGAUAUUUUCUUUUUCUGCAAAGUCCCCAUGAAGUGGAGAGAGGAACACAUGCACUCAGCUAACUUAAACAUUGCACAAUAUAAGAUUAUGUCAUGCUGUAUCAUCACCAAAUGAAAAAAAAAAUGUUUUUACAGUAAAGAUGUUUUUACCUCUGACCAUGAUGGCACAUUAUUGUAUUUGUUUUUCGGGGGGGUUUUGUCUUGGUUUUUAUUUUGACAUUUUGGAGGGAGAAUAGGGACCGCCUCUGAAACCCAAGCCUUUAAAAAAAAAAAGAAGGGUCAACCUGUUGCUGCGUCGCCCACAUCCUCUUUUAUUAAAUAUUAUUUGUCAUUUAUUUUCUACAUGUUGCCUCUGCUUUACACUUCAACACGCUGUGAGUUUUAUUCUGGAAUCUGCCACCACAAUCUGAAAAAGGUCUUCCUCCACCUCCACCUCCACCUCCACCUCGCCUUCAGAUAGCAGGGCACCGCUACGAGUGAGCGCGAUCUCACGGCCAACACCGCCCGGGCGCCAACCGGUCCCGGUGACUCGUGAGCGGAGGACGAGGAAGGCGAGGAGGAAGACGGCGGUAGAGUCAUGCGAAAUCCCACAAAAAGAAGUGUCCUUCUUACCGUAGCACAGCCAAUGAAAAGGGACGACCAACACCUCCUCUUCUGCUUGUUUUAGAAUGUGAUGCAUACUUAUUGUUUUUUUGCGAGGGUCUAAGUGUGAGGUUGUAACUGGUUCAUGCAGUUAUUUAAUAGUUCUUAACCAAUUUUCAAUUGACUGAACGUGUAUUUUAUUUUGAACUUUUUUGAUGUACUUGAUAUAGAAAAAAAAAACUAGAAAAGGAAGAAUUGGAAUUUGAAUAAAGUGCCUCCCGUCAGCAUGACCUUCCGGACGGACUCCAGCCCUCUGCUUUUCCUUUUAGACUCCAUGUUGUGCUUUUGUUUCAUCGGGGGAAGGAGUAAAGACACAAACACACACACACACACACACACACACACACACACACACACACACACACACACACACACACACACAAACGUUACGUUGGAAUGAACGUGGGAAAGUUCACUGAGGAGGGAAGAGAUACUGAGGAAGACGAGGGUGUUCGCUAUCUUUUUUCGUUCUUCUUUCCGUGCUUGGAUGUACAGGAAGGUGCUGAGUGCAUGUGACAGCCAAACCCACUGUGUCUUUUGAGCUCCCAAUAAACCCUGUGCUGGUCUGAGCACUCCACAUGA